Messenger RNA from Octopus bimaculoides (California two-spot octopus), 768 nucleotides. RefSeq names its product protein ZBED8L-like. The record is from RefSeq and is a predicted model, not a curated record. Lineage: Eukaryota; Metazoa; Mollusca; Cephalopoda; Octopoda; Octopodidae.
AUGACAAUUGUUCAAGUCAUGCCACUCAGUAACAAUACUGUUAGUAGAAGAAUAGAUGAAAUGAGGGAAGAUAUUGUAACACAACUUGUUGAAAAGCUGAAAUCAAGAAAAUUCCCAUUACAAAUGGAUGAAUCAACUCUAAGAGACAGCGAGGUCAUAUUGCUAACCUAUGCAAGAUAUAUUGAUAAAGAGAAAAUAACAUCUUGUGCUGCAGAAGGUGCUCCUGUUAUGAUGGGCAAGAAAAAUGUCUGCUUAAAAUUGGUGAAAGAUGAGAACCCAGAAAUGCUUCUUGUGCACUGUGUUAUUCAUAGAGAGAACUUAAUAUCCAAAAAUAUGUCUCCUAUUCUCAAUGAGGUACUAAAAUCAGUUAUAAAAUGUAUCAAAGUUAAUACCAAAUGUGAACGUCUUUUCAAGCAGUUUUGUGAAAAUGCAGACUAUGUGAGACUUUUAUCUCACCCUGAGGUAAGGUGGCUCUCAAAGGGGAAUUGUUUGAAAAGAUUUAUGGAACUAUUUGAUGUUAGUGACUUUUUAAGUGACAAGCCUGAAAUGAAGCACCUGCUAACCGUUGAUGGUAAAGCAUUUGUGAGUUAUUUAACAGAUAUCUGUGAAAAACUGAAUAUGUUAAAUGAACAACUUCAAGGAUCAAAUAAAAUUCUUAUUGACUUAACCAACUUUGCAAGAAAAUUGUUGUUACCGUUUCCAUCUUCAAGUUUAGCCGAAUGUGGCUUUAGUGCUGUAAAUGAUUUGUUAUUGAAGAAAAGAAAUUGA